This is a messenger RNA of Eptesicus fuscus (big brown bat), 1501 nucleotides long. RefSeq names its product chromosome 10 C6orf47 homolog (gene C10H6orf47). NCBI's taxonomy places the organism in Eukaryota, Metazoa, Chordata, Mammalia, Chiroptera, Vespertilionidae. The record is from RefSeq and is a predicted model, not a curated record. The coding region runs from base 244 to 1140 and encodes 298 amino acids. The transcript has a single exon.
GCCUCGGUGAGUGAAACUUGGCGUGCUGUUUGCUGGGAAGAAAACCCGGGAACAGGGAGGACACUGUCGGGCGACUGAGACCUUGUCGGACCCUGAGACUUGGAAUCUUGUGUGUGGGGCGGUGAACGCAUUUGGAUGUACUUCUGAAUUGGGAGCACUCACCCAGCAGGUACCUGUGCUGCUGAGCCUGAACAGUGCCAGGAAGCGGCCUCAGGAUUUGGGGGUUCAUUACACAUUCCAACCAUGUUCCUGCGACGGCUUGGUGGCUGGCUCCCUCGCCCUUGGAGCCGCCGCAAACCCAGGCCUGACCCGCCCACCCCAGAACCCAGACCCAGACGGGUGGAUAGCUCCUCUGAAAACUCGGGGAGCGACUGGGACAGUGCCCCCGAAACCAUGGGAGACGUGGGGCCUUCCCAGAGGAAGGACUCAGGGGCCCGGAGUAGUUCUGGGACUGCUCCACAACCAAGCAGGGAGCCCCGAGUUGAGCAACUGGGAAGCAGAAGGAUGGAUUCCCUCAAGGGGGACAAGACUGGUGCUGGCAUUCAAGAGCCGGGGAGACUGGAGGCAGCAGAGGCCAUUCCCAAACUGGGAUGGGACCCCGUGGACUCAGGUGGCACCAGGAGGUCUGAAGUGUCUCCUGAAGGGGGACUGAGCCCGCCUGGGCCCGCAGCGCCAGUGGAGAAGCCUGGCCGGCGGCAGAAGCUGCUGGGCUGGCUGCGGGGGGAACAAGGAGGGGGAGCAGGGGCUCCCUCGCAGUACCUGGGGGGCCCAGAGGAGUGUCUGCAGAUCUCCACCAACCUGACCCUGCACUUGCUGGAGCUGCUGGCCUCAGCCCUGUUGGGGCUGUGUUCCCGGCCACUGCGGGCAGCCCUGGACAUGCUGGGCCUGAGCGGGCCUCUGGGCCUCUGGCUGCAUGGGCUGCUGUCCUUCCUGGCUGCCCUGCACGGGCUCCAUGCUGUGCUGAGCCUCCUCACUGCUCACCCCCUGCACUUCGCCUGCCUCUUUGGUCUCCUACAGGCCCUGGUGCUGGCUGUCAGCCUCCGGGAGCCAAGUGGGGUUGAGGAGGCCACUGACUUCGAGGGUAAUAAGUUGGGGAGGGAGGGUGAGGAGCAGAGGGGAGACCCAGGGAAGGGGCUAUGACCUCAGAGUGGGUGUGACCAGGCCCCUCCCUCGCCCCAGUGGGGUGGGAGCAAGGGUGAAGACAGUGUGGCCUUUAGGAGAGUAGGGGGCAUGACCCAGAUUGUAAGCACAGGGACCUCAGGGAUGGGGAAGAACCCCAGAGUAUGAGGGUACCCACCCACCCACGGGAGAGAACAGCUGCUCAGGGUGUCUGGGUUUAUGGACAGUGGGGGCAUGGCCCUUGAAUUCACCAGCUGUUGUUACUUUUUGAUUUUAUAUUUCUCCUACCUUCAAGUUUGUUUUCCCAUCUUCACGUUUUAAAAGCCAAAAAAUAUUUUUUUUAAUGUUGUGGUGGAGAAUAAAGACUAAAUGGCCCUCUCUA